Molecule: messenger RNA, 2279 nt
Organism: Anguilla anguilla (European eel)
Lineage: Eukaryota; Metazoa; Chordata; Actinopteri; Anguilliformes; Anguillidae
Gene: lpgat1
Product: lysophosphatidylglycerol acyltransferase 1
Exons: 9
Coding region: 1046-2158 (370 amino acids)
Cellular component (GO): endomembrane system
Molecular function (GO): acyltransferase activity
Source: RefSeq, a predicted model, not a curated record
GCCAGCAUCGCGCCCGGGCUACGGAGCUUGCGCACAACCACGCUCCCGUUCUAACGGUGACGUCAUGAAGAAUCUCCUGGGGCGGCUGCACGAGAGAAGAUAAUCGAAUCUCCUAUAUGAAUAACUAUCUAGCAAAUUAUUACACAGCCCGGCCGUCUGACACUCACCGAGGUCGUGCUUGCGAUAAAAAGGAGUUUGACAUGGUGUCGCUGCCAGUGCAUCUUUGCAUUCGGGUCAGACGCGAAAGAAAACGGAAAGGACAACUUUAAAACCGGGGUGUUAGCCAAAAUGCUCAGUCGUCUAGCUGGAUGCCAUGAAGAAUCAUCCGCUGUUGUACGCAUGAAAUAAGCAGCUAGGCUGCUAGCCAGGCAUCGCAGUCUGAAUUAGCUAACGGAAAUGUGGUCGGUUUGCAUAAGGAAAUGCCAUGAUGAUUAGGGCCUUGGAUAUGAAAAACUAGCUAGCUAGCUACAUGUGAUGGGCUAUAGCUACUGUGUAUAUUCAUAUUUUAAGUAGUUCGCUACUAUCAUUUGCUGGCCACAUCUGCCGGUAUUUGCAAGGCGGCUCGAGUAUAAGUAGGAUUUAGCGUAACGUUAGCUGGCUAACAGCAAGAUAUCCGUACUGUGAGAUUUUUUAUCGACGACCACUGGGUCGUUUUGUAUGCAAACAGGAAAUUAACCAUUCCAGAUUAGAGAACGGGAGCUCUUUGUCAUGGGAGCCGUUUGGAUGCGAACGGACAACGUGCGGGGGAAAUUGAGAAAAUGAAAGCUUGAUUCGCCGUUAUUCCAGUCGCACUACGAGGGCCGGCUCUUUUUUCUCACCGUUUCCCGGCUGUCGCCGCUCACACCAUGGGCGCAGCCGCCCCUGCUUAGCGCCGGGCCAGGAGACACGGUGUGCGCGUCCAGCUUGCCCGGGACCUCCGCGCCUCGGAUGGUAAUGCGAGGCUUGGAAGAGACGCGAUUUGAACCCGGCGUCGGCCUCUGUGCGUGAUAUUGACGGCUCUGCCCAGACUGCAUAUUCAGGCGCGGAGACUUCGGUCAGAGACAGAAUGGCUCGGAUUUUUGAGGAAGCCCGCAAACUGGGCUGGAUCCUGCUGAAGGCCCUGCUACGCUUCGCCUUCAUGUUCAUAAAUAACUGUGUGGCCAUACCUUCAUACUGCCUGUAUCUGCUGCUCCUGCAGCCCCUCAGGCUAAUGGACGCCCGCGCUUUCUGGCACAUCGAGGGGGUCAUGUUUAAGUGGAUGCUGGCUAUGGUGUCCUCCUGGGGCUGGAUCGCAGGUUAUACAGUGAUGGAGUGGGGCGAUGAUGUGAAGCCCAUCUCAGAGGAAGAAGCCAUGGUCAUCGUAAACCACCAGGCCACCGGGGACGUGUGCACACUCAUGAUGUGCUUACAGGACAAGGGCACGGUGGUGAGGAAGAUGAUGUGGCUGAUGGACCAUGUGUUUAAAUACACAAACUUCGGCCUGGUGUCCCUGAUACAUGGAGACUUCUUCAUCAGACAGGGUAAAGCUUUCCGGGACAAGCAGCUGAUCUUCUUGAAGGAGCACCUGGAGCAGCUGUACCUCAGCCGGGACAGGAAGUGGGUGGUGCUGUUCCCCGAGGGCGGCUUCCUGCGCAAGCGACGGGACACCAGCCAGGCCUUCGCCAGGAAGCACGACCUGCCGCACCUGCGUCACGUGACCCUGCCGCGGCUGGGCGCCACGCAGGUCAUCCUGCAGACCCUGGGCCCACAGCAGGAGAACGGGGCGCUGUCUGCCGGGGACGCCGGCCAAUCAGUGCGCAAGGCCCCAGGUCUGCAGUGGGUGGUGGACAUCACCAUCGCCUACCCCAACGCCCGGCCCAUGGACAUCCAGACCUGGAUCUUUGGGUACCGGCCCCCUUCAGUCACUCACGUGCACUACAGGAUCUACCCCAUUAAAGACGUUCCCGUGGAAACCGAACUCCUUACAGACUGGCUCUACCAGAGGUUCGUGGAGAAGGAAGACCUGCUGGCCCACUUCUACGAGACAGGUGCUUUCCCUCCACCUAAAGGUCAGAAGCACGCUGUUUCCAAGGAGAUGACCCUUGACCCUGUGUGGCUGUGUGUGAUUCAGUCUCUGGCCUUUGCAUCGGGCUACAUGUGGUACAGUGUCCUUCAGUAUUUCUACUGCUGCUUUUUCUGAGCGGGCAGCUUCGCCCCCGUCGCUCAGCUGUCCAAUCACCACCUGGGUGGCUCAGCUGUCCAAUCACCAUCCACCUGAGGUCUGAAUGUAAAUUAGCCAAGCCCAGGGAGUCGCCACCAAA